This is a messenger RNA of Taeniopygia guttata (zebra finch), 750 nucleotides long. NCBI's taxonomy places the organism in Eukaryota, Metazoa, Chordata, Aves, Passeriformes, Estrildidae. The record is from RefSeq and is a predicted model, not a curated record.
UGGGGUUCUUGCAACGCUUUUGGUGCUCGGUUUUUGUGCUCCUUGUAACCCACAGACAUUGUCCGUUUUAUUCACAAACAGUAAGCUAGUAACCCAGAAUUAGUCAAGAUGAUGCAUAUAUGAUCAUCGAAUUGAGAUAAUCCGAUCUUCAGGAAGAAGGGAUGCAGAAUACUAGCCUCGGGAUCACUACUACAGAGCUUUUUAAGGACUUUAAGAUUAGUUUUCUAAGGUCUUAAAGUGUUUAUGAAACUGUUGUUUCCAUUUUGAGGCAGUGCAGUUGGCAAUGGGAAGAGAUAUAACUAAAUGUUUCCUUAAUGAAAUAUCAGGUACUGUUGCAGUAAUUACUUCUGAUGGAAGAAUGAUUGUGGGAACACUCAAAGGUUUUGAUCAGACCAUAAACUUGAUUUUGGAUGAAAGCCAUGAACGAGUGUUCAGUUCUUCACAAGGAGUUGAGCAAGUAGUGCUGGGCUUAUACAUUGUAAGAGGUGAUAACGUUGCUGUGAUUGGUGAAAUUGAUGAAGAGACAGAUUCUGCUCUUGACUUGGGGAAUAUUCGAGCUGAACCUUUAAACUCAGUUGUACACUGAAAAGAUAAAAAUGCACAGGGACUUUGUAAAUCUUUGGUUGUACAGACCUAUUUAGCAAUGUGCACAGUUUUUACAAAUUGUGUUUAAUUUGUUUGGUCACCAGUUUUUUAUUAUGAAUAUGUUGUAGUUUUGCAUGUAAAUUAAAGUUUCUACGUUUUGCUAAA